This is a messenger RNA of Eleginops maclovinus (Patagonian blennie), 4635 nucleotides long. RefSeq names its product Y+L amino acid transporter 2-like. Gene Ontology annotation, cellular component: membrane. Gene Ontology annotation, biological process: amino acid transmembrane transport. Gene Ontology annotation, molecular function: L-amino acid transmembrane transporter activity; basic amino acid transmembrane transporter activity. NCBI's taxonomy places the organism in Eukaryota, Metazoa, Chordata, Actinopteri, Perciformes, Eleginopidae. The record is from RefSeq and is a predicted model, not a curated record. The transcript is spliced from 12 exons. The coding region runs from base 382 to 1854 and encodes 490 amino acids.
UCUUUCAUUGGGUGGUGCUUCCAUCAUUUGGCGGUUGAGGAGGAGCUAGCUGCAGAUGUUGUGGUCUAUCUAGCAGAAGUUGAAACACGGCACGAGUUGAUGCUUGCUCCACUGAAGACACGGCUCAACAUAGAUUAUAGCAAUGGAGAAUUACUUUGUGGAUUCAACGAUGGCAGUUUGAAAAAGGCUUAUCUUUCCCGUCACACUCCCACCUUCCUCUUUCUCUUGGUCUACACCCCUCUUUUCAUUUUGACCUGUAUUUUAUUGUUCUGCCAUUUCAACUGGUCUCAGUUUACGCUGCUGGUAGAACGUCUUUGUCAUUCCCAGUCACGUCCCUGUUCCCUCCACUGAGUCGAGGCUGAAGGCUGUAAAUCCUCCACAAUGGUUGCUGAGGGGGACUCAGCGUCUCAGGGCAGCGGUGUGCGGCUGAAGCAGGAGAUUUCCCUCCUCCAUGGGGUCUGUCUUAUAGUGGGAAAUAUGAUAGGAUCUGGUAUCUUCGUCUCACCUAAGGGGGUUCUUAAAUACACAGGCUCAUAUGGCCUGUCCCUGGUGGUGUGGGCCAUUGGAGGGAUAUUUUCUGUGUUUGGAGCGUUAUGCUAUGCUGAGCUAGGAACUACUAUCCGUAAAUCUGGAGCGUCCUACGCCUAUAUCCUGGAGGCUUUUGGAGGCUUAUUGGCUUUUAUUCGACUGUGGACGUCGUUGAUGAUAGUGGAGCCAGCCUGUCAGGCGGUGAUUGCUCUGACCUUUUCCAACUACCUGGUCCAGCCCUUCUACCCCACCUGCCCCUCCCCCUAUGUCGCCGUCCGACUCAUCGCUGCUGCCAUCAUAGGUCUGCUGACUUUUGUGAACUGUAUGAAAGUGAAAUGGGGAGCUAUUCUUCAGGUCGUCUCCACCGUAGCAAAGGUCCUAGCUCUAAUCGUCAUCAUCAUUACUGGCCUGGUUAAACUGGGACAAGGUUUUGACCAGAACUUUGAGGACUCCUUCAAAGGCUCCAAACUGGACCCUGGUGACAUGGCCUUGGCCCUCUACGCAGCACUUUACUCCUACUCAGGCUGGGACACACUCAACUUCAUCACAGAGGAGAUUAAAAACCCAGAGAGGAAUCUGCCUUUGUCCAUUGCUAUUUCCAUGCCCAUUGUCACUGUGAUCUACAUCUUGACCAACAUCGCUUACUACGUAGUCAUGGAUGCCGACCAAGUGCUCAGCAGUGAAGCUGUUGCUGUGACAUUUGCUGAUGAGGUGCUGGGCUGGGCUCGAUGGAUGAUCCCGCUGUCUGUGGCCAUUUCCUGCUACGGAGGGCUCAACUCCUCCAUCAUUGCUGCCUCCAGGUUGUUUUUUGUUGGUUCCAGAGAAGGCCAACUACCUAAUGUGCUGUGCAUGAUCCACAUCAAGCGAUUCACACCAAUCCCUGCGCUGCUUUUCAAUGGUGGCAUGUCUCUGUUAUACCUCUCUGUGCCUGACGUUUUCCAGUUGAUCAACUACUUCAGUUUCAACUACUGGUUGUUCAUCGGCCUGUCGAUAGCAAGCCAGAUCUACCUCCGCAUCAAAUUUCCCGAUAUGCACAGACCUGUUAAGCUGUCUUUGUUCUUCCCCAUCGUUUAUUGCUUGUGCAGCGUUUUCCUGGUAGUCGUUCCCCUCUACAGCGACACCAUCAACUCCCUGGUGGGAAUUUCUGUGGCGUUGUCUGGUGCACCGGUGUACUACUUGUGCAUCUACCUGCCAUCCAGCUCCCGACCAGCCUUCCUUAGUAAAAUACUUGAUAGGAUCUCUCUGUACACUCAGAAACUGUGCAUGUGCUGUGUGGCCUCGCCUGAUAUCGACCUGGAUAAUAUAGACCCGGAGAAGAUUGAAUGAUGGAGCAACAAAAGCCUUGUGUCAAAUGGAAUAUCGAGAAUGAACACAAAGGAAGCGUUGAGCUGUGGUCAAUCAGGAAAUAAAAUGAGGAUGACUUGAUGAAAUGAAGUAGAAACUGGAGAGGUGAGCUCUACACAUCUCUACUCCUCCUCUUCUCUCACAUAUGAGCCAUAAGGUGAAAGGACCAGGAUAUUACUCAGAAUGAAUAAGUACAACCCCCCCCCCCCCAAACAAAGAGCACUUACAGAUUAACUCAGUGAAACUUGAGCACAUUCACAUGCUUUACGCAGUGCAGUGUUGGCUGUGAAAUUCCCUCCACACGUGCCCAUGAACUGCAACACACACACACAAGAGCUGACCAAAAGCCUCAGGGUGAUGCUGCGACAAAUGGAAAUUAACAACCUGAUCCAGAAGGAAUUGACUCAGCAAACAUGCCCGAGGUGAUUUAUUCACAAACAGGAAGCUGCUGUAGAGAAAACCCAGGUGGAAGUGAAGGACCAUGCCUUGCAUGCGCUUCAUCACGUCUCACGUUAAUGUAGUGACUUACUAUAGCGCACGUGCAAACGAUGGGCCUCUGGUUCAAACCGUGUUACCCUUUUAAAAUAAUGCCUCACCUCCAAAAUGACCUUCUGUGUUUUGGAUGAAUCGCACUAUUUUACCUUUGACUUUUGAAGGAAACUUUAUAGUAUUUCAAUGUCUCCCAAAAAAAAAUCCUAAUAUAUUUCAAUAAAUUGGGGCUGCAUUUAUUUACCAUUAUAAUAAAGUUGGGAAGUAGUAAGCAAACCACUAAAAUAAUAUUGUCCAUGUUCUAUUGUUCUGCACGACUCUUGUGAGAGUUUGUAAACGGUUGGUUUUGAUAUAGUUGAGCUGUUUUUAAAUGCAGACCCAUUACUGAAAUUCACCAAGAAUUUCGGAUUCUUUGUUAGACAUGGAAAUAAGCAAGAAGUUUCUGAAAUAAUUCAAAGUAACAUUUGUGAGUUUUUAAAUGAUUUAUUAAACAUCACAGGAAAGUUAAUUCAGAGUGUGAUGUCCCCUUCAUAUUGAAAUCAUUGUAGUUGCUUUAAUUUUAUGAAAUAAAGAAUGAUUAAGUUAUUUAAAGGUAAAAAGCAAUGAUGAUAAGAAGUCGAAAAAUGAUUACAUGCAACCCCAAUCUACUGUACCAAUGAGGUGGCUCUAGUUUUUCAUUGGUUUGCAUCAACAUCACACAGGUCAUUUGUCAGUGUGUGGUACUGGUAAACAUAUUCCUGUUGGGAAAGCUUUUUUCUGUUUGUUUUUACAAACUGAUGCAUCAAUUGUAACCGUGUCAGACAACGUCCAAACACUUCUUCUUUGUUGACAGACCUCUAAAUACUGCAGUGAAUUUGCACAUCACAUUUUAUGUAGAACCUCUUUGAUCAUAGGAACACUUUACUUUGAUCUAUUACCACCCAGAUGAAGAUGCUUUGUAAUCAUUAGUUCAGAUAAAGGAAAUUAUUUACAAAAGCGCUUUUAUGUCUUGCAGUUCGAACGAGCUUGUUAAAAUGUGUAAUUUGACUAUGAUUAUAAAUCUGCAUCCUGUAUCUGUAAUGUCAAAUGUUUCCUUGCUCACCUUCAUCCUUUGAAUGCAUCUUCAGGGCUAUAUUUGAUUUCUGGUGCCUCCUAGUGGUAGCUAAUAUGAACUUCCAGGGACCAGCUAUAAGGGUGUCAUUCAAAAGUCCAUCUUAAUUUUUCAUGUUUCUGUUAUUGCUGUUACCAUCAUCUUUUCAUACAAACACACCGUAGUGAGAGGAAUGUAACCUUACCGUUACGGAUAGAAAAAGAAAUAAAUAUUUCACAUUGUUUCUCGUUAGGCUAACGUGCCUGCGUUACUCCUCUGGGUUAUGUCUCGGUAAACAAACCACGCUGCAUAAGUUAUGACCUUUCUCUUUUUUGCCCAUUUCGGUUUUGUAUCACAGAUGGGAUAUUUUAUUGUUAUUAUGCCUUGUGAAUAUAUCACCAACUUGGACCAUUUAUUCACCGUGCAUAGCCAAAGCUCUUAAACAGAUUAUGCUCACAGAGCCAGUAGCAAAAUGUCACUGCUUUGAAAAAUAUAUAGAUGUAGGUGGUUGAAUUAUAGGUAGAAACCAGUGAAACUUUAGUGUUUGUACUGUAGUUCCUAUAAACUCUCUGUGCCUUCUGUAAGUGUGGUCUGUAAAUGACCCCGUCUAUUUUUGAUAUUUUAAUGUAUCUCUUGCAUCUUAAGCACAAUCCUAUUUAUACAUUUCUGUAGGGUUUGCCAAAUGUUCUUCAGGUGGUAGAGCAGCUUCAAAUGUUGUGAAGUUCUGUAAAUUCUCAGCUGGAAAUAAUAAUCAGUCUUUGGAUUGAACAAUGUAUUGUGUCUACGCCACCAGCCAACAGAAGCACACACACAUGUUAAAUGUUGCUUUCUCUGGGGUCAUCUUUUAAACCAAACGUUUAUGUGUUAAGGAAACCAUACAUCUGCAGAAAAUACAGAAUAUUUUCAAUGUGAUUCAAUAAAUAAUAUCAUGUUGUGAUCUUGUAUACUCACGGUUCACAGGACUUGAAUGUUGCAGUAUUUUGGAUAUUUCAUUUGGUACCAAAAACAGAAUGUGUGUUUUCCAGUAGACGUUUGACACCGUUGUUUGUGAUAAGGGUGUGUUUUAAGUGUGUGCUAUAUUGACUGUUUAUUUAUUAUAUUCUGAACACAGGGUUAACCAAAUGGCAUGAGAUACUUUCCAGUUGAGGAAAGUCUUGUGAGAUAGGAAGGCGCUGUGUUUUCUUUGAAUAAAGGCAAGUACAGAA